UUAAAAUGUCGACACCGUACUCAUCUGGCGGGCUCUCAAAGCUCAAGAAAAAACACUUUCGUGUUAAGCAUCAAAAGGUCAAGCUUUUUCGUGCCAACGAGCCACUCCUAAGUGUUUUUAUAGAAAACAUGCCGUCGCACUUUAAGAUUAAAGAAUACUGUCCAUUGGUAUUCAGAAAUUUGCGCGAGAGAUUUGGAAUCGAUGAUGUCGAUUACAAGGAAUCAAUGACUAGAUGUCGUGUGUUUAAUCCGUCGCGACGUACGGGUCGAUUGAAAAAACGAGAAAAUCCAGGUGAAAAUGUAAAUAGGCCAAUGAGUGCAAAUGCGAAGAUCCAUCAAUUGGUACAACGAUCGGCAACAGCUCCUACUAUAACAGUACCGUCUUCGUCAGCAAAUUCAACAAACGCGCAUACACAAUUACCCCAUAUCAAUAAGCCACAACGUACCUACAGUUUUAAACCAAAGCGUCUGAGAUCCCAGCCUACAUUAGAUGACUCGUCUGGAAAAAGCGGCGCUAAGUUUUAUCAAUCUUACGACAAAUUAUUUAUCAUAAAAACGUUGACAAGCGAAGAAGUCGAGAGAAUGCAUUCAUUUUUGAAACAUUAUCACCCGUAUAUUGUAGAAAGACACGGAAAGACUUUAUUACCCCAGUAUUUAGGAAUGUAUCGAUUGACAGUCGACGGUGUGGAGCACUAUGUGGUCGCAAUAAGGAAUGUCUUUUCAAAUCAUUUGACAACGCACAAAAAAUUCGACCUCAAAGGGUCAACUGUUGACCGCGAAGCGUCUGAUAAGGAAAAGGAGAAAGAAUUGCCGACAUAUAAGGACAAUGAUUUUGUUAAAGAGGGGAUGAAAAUUUAUAUUGGCGAGGAGGCCAAGACUAAAUUGAUUGAAACAUUAACUGCUGAUGUUGAUUUUCUAACAAGAUUACAUUUGAUGGAUUAUUCAUUGCUGCUGGGAUUACAUGACUGCGCAAGGGCCGAGCAGGAAAAUCGCGAGCGUGCUGAGCGUGGUGAGGAUGAGGAUAACCAUGAAGAUGAAGAAGACAGCGAGUCUGGCAGCGGAGUUGAAUCGCGAGGACCUAAUGCUGAUCGCAAUUGGGGCUGGAGUGGAGUCGCAGCAAUGACAACGCCUCCGGAGUCACCUCACGCUGGAUUAAUGAGAGAGAUGAGUCUUCAAAAACAAGCGGCCAAAGCAGCUAAAACAGUUAAGUACGGUUCUAACGUCGACGGAAUAUCGACCUGUGAUCCAGAACAAUACGGCAAAAGAUUUAUUGAAUUUAUGAGUAAGGCUAUCGAA
Messenger RNA from Cotesia congregata, 1295 nucleotides. NCBI's taxonomy places the organism in Eukaryota, Metazoa, Arthropoda, Insecta, Hymenoptera, Braconidae. The record is from the annotation of a GenBank genome assembly.